Messenger RNA from Pestalotiopsis fici W106-1, 2811 nucleotides. RefSeq lists its product as uncharacterized. Gene Ontology annotation, molecular function: DNA binding. NCBI's taxonomy places the organism in Eukaryota, Fungi, Ascomycota, Sordariomycetes, Amphisphaeriales, Sporocadaceae. The coding region runs from base 1 to 2811 and encodes 936 amino acids. Gene Ontology annotation, biological process: regulation of DNA-templated transcription. The record is from RefSeq and is a predicted model, not a curated record. The transcript has a single exon.
AUGCCAGCUGCUCCAGCUGUUUCUGAUCAUGCACAUGCACACGCACCAGACUCCUCAUCUGCCAGUCCACAUCUAGCGAACCAUCCACAGCAGCUCAUUACCACUCCUAAUGGCUCUUCCGCGCCUGGUCCAGACGGGCUACUCCAUCCCGGUCUUCGCCUGGACAUGAGAAAUGCCAAUGGCGUGCAGCGCGACGGCCGCGUUAGGAAUCCCAUCCCCAGCAAGCUGAAAGGCAAGACGGAUGAAAAGAAGGGAAACUUCCGAGUCAUGCAUAUGGACAUAUCCAACACAAGCGAAAGCCAGGCUAGAUAUGAUGCCGCCAAGCGCAGCAGCGAAAACACUGCUCUCCAGGCCAAGAUGGCAGAGACUGAUCAUUACGUAUCGCAUCACAGGAGGGCCAACUAUGCCCGAACAAAGACGCUCAAGGAACCCGAAGAAGAGGCUGCUGCACCACCACUUCUUCCUCCACGUACCACUCAGCUCACCCCCGAGGAGGUCAAGACAGAGCAAGCGCGUCUACUCACACUUCUUCGCACCCUCCCUCAUGACAAUAUUGUGAACCAGAUAUGCAAGGCUCUAGCUUUUUUCGGCGGCAUUCCAGAUGCGCCGCCUCCCCCAAGUGGAAAAUUCCCAGACAGUGGUGAUGCGAACGGCCCAGGAAACCUGUUUGUAGGUUGGCUUUCGGAAAUAUUUCCAGACCUUGACCGCCCGCGUAUGCCCAAUGACCAGCCAUCCGCUCCGGCUAAACGACCGAGAGGCCGCCCAAAGGGCAGCAAGGCAACCAAAGCCAGAAAAGACAAGGGCAUUAAGAAGAAUAACAGAGGCCCCGAUGGAACUGGUUUGAGUGGCCAGGACGGUGACCAACCUGGAGAUGACGAAGGCUGGGAAGAUGUGAAUGACAGCGUCCUCGACGUGAGCAGACAAGGCGAGAGUGUGGAGGAUCGUGUUCUAUCUUUGCUACAGACGCCUCCGCAGAAUGCUGGGGCCUCCAAUGCCAUGCCAGGGACUGGUGGCCCAUCCGGUUUUACAUCUAUAAACCCAGCAUCAACACCAGUCACAUCAGUCAAAAAGCGUGGUAGGCCGAAGGGGUCGAAGAACAAAGCUAAGGACCCAAACCUUCAGAAUACACCACAACAAGCUGAAGUUGGGGCUGGUGCAGCUCCCACCACGACCAGCACCUUUCAGCCGGCAUUGAACGUCGAGUCGACUCCCACAGCACCUGUUGAGGGCAAGAAGAAGCCCAAAACUGGCAAGAAAGCCGCAAAUGCCUCUGCCGCCUCUGCCACUCAACUACCACAAUCGGCACAAGUAGGAACCAGCACAUCAUAUAUACCCCCUCCAACGUUGCCACUAGCGGCCACGAGAAACCCCGGACCUGUCCAGACGGGCGUUAAUGGCAGCAAUGGAAAUGCUGAGGGUAUUCAUGUACCGAGACAGAUACAGAACAUGGAUGCAGAAAUGCCCCAACCGAUCAACUCAGUAACACCCCAAGUGAAGGAAUCUUCCAUUACUGGCGCCAAGCGGAAACGUCAAAACAAUAAGCCACCUGCUAAGAGUGCAGAUUACGCUGGGACUAAUGACCCUGCCACUUCUCACCUGCAAACCAAUUCUUCAGGGUUACCACUUGCCUCUGGGUUAGGCAUGGACACGCCUCAACGGCAGUCCAACGCUAUACCUACGGCUGACAUGUCAGCUGCUGCACCACCUGCUAAGAAGCCCCGCAAGUCGAAUGCUGGCACUUCAAAGAGGAAAAGUACAACAGGAGCAGCGGGUGAACUUUCUUCGGUUACAUCUUCCGAGAAUGCCCAGAAUCAAACGUCCUCGCAGAUGAUUGACGACACUACACAAGCACGGUCACAGCCUGAAGGUCUCCAGGCUCAUUAUGAUCGUUUUGCCUCGCUAUCCAACAAUACUGAUCACCAGACUCAGGCCUACUCUGGCCAGCAGCAAGCGCAGCAGCAAGUCCAGCAACAAGUGUCUAAUAGCGUGAACACUUCUUCUGCCCCUGUGGAAGGCUUGGAAGCCCAUUAUGAGCGGUUUCAGUCCGUACAGAACCGGCAGCACAAUGCCCAACAACCCGCCAGCGCACGUCAACAGUCGCGGCAGGUUCCGCAGCAUCAUUCUACACAAUCGGCCUCUCCGGUCCCGCCUCAAAUUUCCAAGACACCGCAAAUGGCGACGCUUCCUUCCCAGCAGCAGAAUAGAGCAAGCACAAACACUCCAAACUACUACGCUCAAUCGCAGACCCCAGGCUUUAUUGUGCAGCAAGGUUCCUACACAACAAACCAGCGCCAGCCGCAGAAUACGAGUACAAGCUCUCCAGGAACUGGUCUUGUGUCCCACGUUGCGCAUUCUCCCCAGUAUGGGACACAGAGUAGCAAUUCCCCGCUCUUGAGUAACGACAACACGUUUCGAGGAUCCCCGUCGCUGGGGUUUGCGCCUCGACGCACAACUUCUGCCUCUCCGAUGGAUAACGCUUAUCGGACGAACAGCGUGACGGCCCAAGCGUUUGUCAAUUCUCGCCAGACUCCUGCGACUUCACAUGCGGGAGUUGCAUCCACCUACUCAUCCUUCACCGACAAUAGCUUAUUCGACCUUCAAAGCUUUGAUUCCGCCAGUGGUAAUAACAUGGGACUGGGCGGCACGGGGUCUUACAGCAUGGGAAAUAGUAAUGUACAGCGGGCAAACAGCGCAUCAAACAAUAGCUCGGCUUAUGCUGGGACUACCAUGACGAAUGGAGCAUACGAUCAGACCGGGCUGAACAAGGGGGCAAUGAACAACACUUACCGGGGCCAACCCCGAUGGGCAUGA